Molecule: messenger RNA, 354 nt
Organism: Knipowitschia caucasica
Lineage: Eukaryota; Metazoa; Chordata; Actinopteri; Gobiiformes; Gobiidae
Source: the annotation of a GenBank genome assembly
AUGGGAGACCUUAGGCUUUGGUCGCAGCAGAGGGAUGGGAGACCUCAGGCCUUGGUCGCAGCAGGGGGAUGGGAGACCUUAGGCUUUGGUCGCAGCAGAGGGAUGGGAGACCUUAGGCUUUGGUCGCAGCAGAGGGAUGGGACACCUCAGGCCUUGGUCGCAGCAGAGGGAUGGGACACCUCAGGCUUUGGUCGCAGCAGAGGGAUGGGAGACCUUAGGCUUUGGUCGCAGCAGAGGGAUGGGAGACCUCAGGCUUUGGUCGCAGCAGAGAGAUGGGAGACCUUAGGCUUUGGUCGCAGCAGAGGGAUGGGACACCUCAGGCUUUGGUCGCAGCAGAGAGAUGGGAGACCUUAG